This is a messenger RNA of Plodia interpunctella (Indianmeal moth), 647 nucleotides long. It is a transcript of the gene CSP4, whose product is annotated as allergen Tha p 1-like. The coding region runs from base 131 to 526 and encodes 131 amino acids. The transcript has 3 exons. The record is from RefSeq and is a predicted model, not a curated record. Lineage: Eukaryota; Metazoa; Arthropoda; Insecta; Lepidoptera; Pyralidae.
GUACGCAAAUGAAAUAAUGAAGUAACGAGGGGCAAAUUAGAUGUUUUAGCCACGACGGACACUGGUAUAAAUACGAGUACUUUGCUGGCGUCGUAAGUCACUGACGACCACCUGUGAUCACCGGACACCAAUGAUGAAGAAGACCCUAGUUCUGCUUUGCUGCGUGGUGGCAGCCCUGGCACGCCCCAGCGACAAGUACACGGACAAGUACGACAACAUCAACAUCCAAGAGAUCCUGGAGAAUAAGCGGUUGCUGGAAGCCUACGUUAACUGCGUGCUGGAUAAGGGCAAGUGCACGCCCGAGGGCAAGGAACUCAAAGAACAUCUCCAGGAGGCUAUAGAAACCGGCUGUGAGAAAUGUACCGAAGCACAGGAGAAAGGUGCCUACACAUCCAUAGAGUACCUGAUCAAAAACCACCUAGACCUUUGGCACAAGCUGACUGACAAGUUCGACCCUGAAGGGAAGUACAGGAAGAAGUAUGAAGACCGAGCGAGGGCCAACGGCAUUGUGAUUCCAGAAGAAUAAUACGAAUAUUCUCCCUUUCAUUUAUUUCGCUGCAGUAGAGCAAUUUUUUUCUCGCAACGAAAACUCGUCUCGUUUUCCUUAUUUUUUUAUUUUUUAUUAUUUUAUUAAAGGGUUUUUUUUA